CGCGCGUUCAGGGAUACAUUUGGCGCCACAGACGCAACACUGCCACUGUAGAAGUGAGAUUGUCCUCUCUGAGUUAAAACAUACAUUUUCACCCUACAUAGCUAUAAACUCAGCUUCAACAUGCUGACAAAUGGAGCGAUAGAGGCCCUAACCAAAGGCUCUAAUGAUUUACAAAACCCCAUACUUCAAUUAGUGAACAUCCGUAAAAUUGAUGGAGGCAGUGGACCAACCCGCUUUCGUCUGAUGAUGAGUGAUGGACAGCACUCAAUGUCCUCGUUCAUGCUCUCCACCCAGCUCAACCCAAUGGCCGAGGACAACCGACUGGCCCCAAACUGUAUCUGUCAGCUGAAGAGGAACGUGACCAAUGUCUUAAAGGAUGGACGGCGUGUGGUGAUCAUACUGGACAUGGAGGUGGUGACGUCUGCUGAUAAGGUCGCUGGAAAGAUCGGAGAGCCCCAGCCUUACGUGGAAGGUCAGAGUAAAGCCCCACAGUCAGCCUCCAAUCCCUCAGUCCACCCCCUGCAACCCCAGAAUGGAAUUGAUGGCUCCAUGUACAAAGGUCCCAGCAGAGAGUUUGGGGGGAAGAAGUGCAUGCCUCCGUCUGCAUUGCCCAGCACUCCUGGGGGAUCCGCCAAAGUCGUGCCCAUCGCCAGCCUCAACCCCUACCAGUCAAAGUGGACCAUCCGAGCCCGUGUCACCAACAAGAGCGGCAUCCGCACCUGGAGCAACUCUCGUGGUGACGGCAAGCUGUUCUCUAUGGAGAUUGUGGAUGAGAGUGGAGAGAUCAGAGUGACUGCCUUUACCCAGGAGGUGGACAAAUUCUACAGCAUCAUCGAGACUGGCAAGGUGUUCUACAUCUCCAAGGGAUCCCUGAAGAUCGCCAACAAGCAGUACUCAUCCCUGAAGAAUGACUAUGAGAUGACCUUGAAUGGAGAGUCCACCAUCAUCCCCUGUGAAGACACCCAGGACGUACCCAUGGUGCAGUGCAACUUCGUCUCCAUCGCCGACCUGCAGGCCCGUGAAAAGGACACCAUUUUGGAUGUGAUUGGAGUGUGCAAGAGCGUGUCCGACGUGACCCGCCUCAACACCAAGAACAACCGUGAGGUCUCCAAGAGGACGCUCAACCUGAUGGACCAGUCUGGUAAACUGGUCGAGGUCACCCUGUGGGGAGAGGAGGCAGAGAACUUUGAUGGCUCUGGGCAGCCCAUCCUGGCCAUCAAAGGGGCCAAGCUGUCGGACUAUGGGGGCAGAUCUCUAUCUGCUUCGUUCAGCAGCACCGUCAUGGUCAACCCCGACAUCCCUGAGGCAUACAAGCUGCGGGGCUGGUAUGACAAGGAGGGCCACUCUAUGGAUGGCCAGUCUCUGACGGAGGCGAGGACAGGUGGGGGAGGAGGAGGGAACACCAACUGGAAGACCCUGGCUGACAUCAAGACGGAGCACCUUGGACACGGAGACAAGGCAGACUACUUCAGCUGCAUCGCCACCAUAGUGUACAUCCGUAAGGAGAACUGUCUGUACCAGGCGUGCCCUAGUCAGGACUGCAAUAAGAAGGUGGUGGACCAGCAGAACGGCAUGUUCCGCUGUGAGAAGUGUGACAAAGAGUUCCCCAACUUCAAGUACCGACUCAUCCUCUCUGCCAACAUAGCAGACUACGGGGACAACCAGUGGGUGACCUGCUUUCAGGAGAGUGCUGAAGCCAUCUUGGGACAGAACGCUGCUUACCUAGGGCAGCUCAAGGACUCGAAUGAAGCUGCCUUCGAGGAGAUCUUUCAGCAGGCCAACUUCCACACGUUCGUUUUCCGUAACAGAGUCAAGCUGGAGACCUACAAUGACGAGUCCCGGAUCAAGGCCACGGUGAUGGAGGUGAAACCUGUGGACCACAAGGAGUACAGCAAGAGACUCAUCAUGAACAUCAGGAAGAUGGCUUCCGCCCAAUAAGAACGCUCGCUUUGCCCCCUCGGCUACAUUCAAGCUUCGCCCCCUGAUCUGCAGCCGCAGCACUUCCCAACCUGCCAGACUGACUGUGAACCAGUCCUAGGUUUCAUCCCAAAUGUCACCCUAUACCCUAUGUAGUGCACUUCUUUUAACCUCUGUAAGUCACUGAACUUUGAAUAUGUUAACUAUGCUGAAUGUACUGGAAGUUUUGUUUUGUCUUCUUGGCCCAACCAGUAAUCUAGAGAGAGUGCUGCUGGGGCAGUAUUAUAUCUUUCUGUGUUAUGGUGAUGGGUGGGGGGUGACUUCCGAAACUGCUGACAUUUUGGGUGGUGGAUAAAAUGGAGGGAGGGAUGGGAUGGUGCCUGGGAUGGGACAGUCUUAACCACAGAAAUCAUAGCUGUGUGGUCUGUCUUAAGUCAGCUAUUAUUGCAUGGGUGUUUUGUAUACGCAGAGGGGUCUGUACUGUAACUAGCGCUCUCUGUCACUCGCUCCCACCAUCACUAUGCCUACCCUACCCAUCCCUGAUAAGAGCAGCGAUUUUCUAACUCUCACACACAGAGCAGGCAGGAUACGGGAAAUGCGCUGUACUGUAUUUAUGUAGAUACAUGGUUUCAUUUUUGUAAUUAUUUUCAGUACCUCUUAAGUUAGAAUAUUUCAGACAGCAAUAAUUGGCAUUUUUCUUUACAUCUAUUUGGUCAAUUGAUUACAUAAAAAUAAACCUGUAUUUUGAUCAAAAGUGAA
Salvelinus fontinalis (brook trout) is the source of this 2676-nucleotide messenger RNA. RefSeq names its product replication protein A 70 kDa DNA-binding subunit-like. Bases 121 to 1938 code for a protein of 605 amino acids. Gene Ontology annotation, biological process: nucleotide-excision repair; DNA replication; meiotic cell cycle. Gene Ontology annotation, cellular component: DNA replication factor A complex; nucleus. The record is from RefSeq and is a predicted model, not a curated record. Lineage: Eukaryota; Metazoa; Chordata; Actinopteri; Salmoniformes; Salmonidae. The transcript has 17 exons. Gene Ontology annotation, molecular function: damaged DNA binding; single-stranded telomeric DNA binding.